AUGGCCCUGCGCUACCCCAUGGCCGUGGGCCUCAACAAGGGCCACAAGGUGACAAAGAAGGUCAGCAAGCCAAGGAGCAGCCAGCGCCGCGGGCACCUCAUCAAGCACACCAAGUUCAUGUGGAACAUGAUCAGGGAGGUGUGCAGCUUCGCGCCCUACGAGCGGCGCGCCAUGGCCAUGGAACUGCUCAAGGUAUGCAAGGACAGGAGCGUGCUCAAGUUCAUCAAGAAGAGGGUGGGCACACACACCCGGGCCAAGAGGAAGUGGGAGGAGCUUAGCAAUGUGCCGGCAGCCUUGAGGAAGGCAGCAGCCAAGAAGAACGGACACCCCCUCCCUCAAUAA
This is a messenger RNA of Acomys russatus (golden spiny mouse), 342 nucleotides long. RefSeq names its product 60S ribosomal protein L36-like. Gene Ontology annotation, biological process: cytoplasmic translation. The coding region runs from base 1 to 342 and encodes 113 amino acids. The transcript has a single exon. Gene Ontology annotation, molecular function: structural constituent of ribosome. Gene Ontology annotation, cellular component: ribosome; cytosolic large ribosomal subunit. The record is from RefSeq and is a predicted model, not a curated record. Lineage: Eukaryota; Metazoa; Chordata; Mammalia; Rodentia; Muridae.